CCCGCAGUGAGACACACUCAAGUGUAUUCGGGUUUCCAGGCAGGGAAGCUGCAACACAUGCGUUUGGACCUAUUUUAAAUGUGUUUCUGUUUGUAUUAGUCAUUACAAUAUCAUUCGCUUGUUGGAAUAGUGUUUUCUUGAUUUUAUAGCCGUUUAUAAAUCUCUAAUUAGUCCAGAUUUGAUCUUAUAUCCGUUGCUGCAUUGAAUUUAUCCAUCAGCGUAUAUAUGCAAUAGCCUACUCUUAACUCGUUAUAUCAGGCUUUAAAUUGUCGUGUCAUUUGGAGGAUAAACAUCAUUCACUUUUGAAGUCAAACCGUUAAGUGGUUUGAGAGUCAGUCAAAGCUGGUGUUCAUGCCCGAUCUGCAGCGCUUCAGUUUCCCGUACCGUAGCAUGAAUUUUCCUCUCCAUCAUCAUCACCAUCAUCAUCAUCAUCAUUAUCAGCAGCAGCAGAAUCCAGAAGGACCCAGCCAUCCCGAUUCCCCCUCCGGCUUACUCCCCGAGGCUGCUGUCCUCGGAGCCUCUGACCCAUCCGCCUUUUUCCUUGGAGAACAGUCAGGACUCGGACUGGGCCCAGCUGGCGUCCCCCAAACCGCACUUGACCUUCCGACAUCCUCCCAGACUGGACUACCUUACCUGCAUUUCAGUCCAUCCCUCCACUGGUCACAACCUCCUCCUCCUACAGCCAUGGCAUUGAGAAACGACCUGGGCUCCAACAUUAGUGUCCUGAAGACCCUCAAUCUGCGGUUCCGAUGCUUUCUGGCCAAAGUGCAUGAACUGGAGAGACGCAAUAAGAUAUUGGAGUUACAGCUGCAGCAGGCCUUAGGCAGCAAUAAUGCGGGUGGAUGCGUGGAGGAUGGAAAGACCAAAGACACUGGGGUCCAGACUGGGUUUAUUGGGCCUAUUCCCGUCCGGCCUGGGUCUCUGCCCUUCCAAAACACCAACAACUCUGCCAAACGACCCACUAGUUUGUUUAUGCCUCCCCUAACACCCGUACUCAAAUUUGAGCAAAGUAAAGCUGAUGAUGAGACCAAAACAAACCCAAUCUCCAACAGAAACCCAACCAUUACGAUUAGUCUCUCUACACCCACCACCGAACCCGCUUCGGCCAACACAAACAACUCAAAUAAUACUCCACAUGUAAGCAGUGUUGGCACCGGGACAUCUCCCAACCCUCCUCCGCGGUUCCUCCCGGGCACUAUCUGGUCCUACAACCACACCCGUAAACUGGGAAGCGGGUCAGAGGCUCGGGUCACCAGUCCAGGAGUUUCAUGGGUCCACCCGGACGGAGUGGGCGUCCAGAUAGAUACCAUCACCCCAGAGAUCAGAGCACUAUAUAAUGUCCUGGCUAAAAUCAAAAGGGAGAGGGAUGAGUACAAGCGAAGAUGGGAAGAGGAAUACACCAUCAGAAUGGACAUGGAACAGAGAGUUAACGAUCUACAGGAGGACCUCCAGGAGAGCGAGGUUUGUCAGGACGAGUUGGCCCUCAAAGUACAACAGCUGAAAGCUGAACUUGUGCUCUUUAAAGGACUCAUGAGCAAUAACCUGUCAGAGUUGGACAGUAAGAUCCAGGAGAAAGCGAUGAAGGUGGACAUGGACAUUUGCAGACGCAUCGAUAUCACAGCUCGCCUGUGUGACGUUGCCCAACAAAGAAACUGUGAAGAUCCAAUCAAGAUCUUUAAGGUUCCCAGCCCUCAGAAUGUCAUCGCCUCUCGUGCCCGUAAACAAAUAUCACAGCCUGUCAAUGGCAGUGAGACCGAUGAGCCAGUCAGCACCUCUGAGAGUGAUGGAGGUGGUGCAAGAGAGGAUGACCUGUGCACCCCUUCAACCCUGCAGAUCAAUGAAGAGAUGCAGAGGAUGUUAACCCAACUACGUGAGUGCGAGUUUGAGGAUGACUGUGAUUCUUUGGCUUGGGAAGAGACAGAGGAGACACUGCUGCUGUGGGAGGAUUUCCCAGGAUGCACCUUAACAGCCGACCCCGGUCAGGGCGAGGGAGAGUGUUUGGAGAAGGUGAUUAAGGACACUGAGUGUUUGUUUAAUUCCAGGGAGAAGGAAUAUCAGGACACUAUAGACCAGAUAGAGUUGGAGUUGGCCACAGCAAAAUCGGACAUGAAUCGACACCUGCAUGAGUACAUGGAAAUGUGCAGUAUGAAGAGAGGACUGGACGUGCAGAUGGAGACCUGCAGGAGACUCAUCACCCAGAGUGGAAACAAUAAAUCCAUUUCUCCCAUACCUGGUGGAGGUACAGAUGUAAACGGAGACACCGAACGGGAUAAAUCUGAGGAGGGAGGGAGAUAAAGAUGUUGAAACUGAUCUGAAGAAGGCAUGAAGACAAGAAACCAAACAUCCUGAUUCAUGGCACCCAUCAUCAAACAUCCAACAAGAGCCCUUCUUUUGUUUUUGGAGUGAAUCCAGUCACCGCCUCUAGUGAUGGUAUUAAGAAGUACAUCACAUGUGCUGAAUGCCCAGAGGAGAACAUGUACUCUUUGUGACAUUUUCCCUUGCAGUUGUGCAGAGAAGCUAUUCUGGUUUCACUCCUACACCAUCUCAUCUUAAAGACCGUUAACCGAGUCCUCGCAAGAUUCUAUGCUUUUAUCUAAUUUCAGCGAGUCUGUCCACAUAUGGGUAUCAAUCAUGUUUUCCGAUCUUGUCCUCCAAAUGUCUGAGUCAUCAUAUUUUCAGCAGUGAAUACAAUCUAUUUUGAUUUUGUAUGUCUUGCAGAGAUUGUUGAAAACGUUUUCAUAAAGUUUCCAUUUCCUUGAGACUUUUAGCAGCGAGAGGUCAUUCGCUCAUUGUUGCUGCAUGUACCAUUACGUGCUGCUGUAAGCCGUGGGUCGGUCGGUGUGUUAUGCUUCCUGUCUGAGCUCUUGUAAAUACUGGGCUGUUCAUACUAGUGAAGGGUGGAAGUAACUGUAGCCUGCACGUCCCCCGUUUCUGUGCUGUCUUCCUGCAGCUCAAACCCAGAUUCACAUGAAAUAUAUGACAUUUCAUGCAAACAGUAUUGUGCUGAUGACAGGCUGCUUUGCAGUCUCAGUUGUAUGCACACUUGGUCUUUUUUACUUCCUCUCUUGCUGGUGGAAAACAUGAGUGAUGAUGGUUGAGGACAUAUGAGUGAGGUUUGAGCAUGUUAUGAAAUAACCACAGCAAUAUUUGCUUCUCACUUUUCCCCUUUUUUUUCCAAUCUAAAUGGUAUUGAGCAUUUGUAAAAGCAUUAUUUCUGCUGUUGAGAGACAUUUUGAAAGUAGUUAUUUUAAGGAUUGGGUAAAUAUUUAAAUAGUUUAAAUAAAUCAAUGUUUCAAAAUAUUGCAAUAUUUUACCAUAAAAUACUGUAUUGAUAUUUUUUGUCACAAUUGUCACAUAAGUACUGUAGCAUUAGGUCAGCAAAUGCACACUCAGUUAUUUCUAAUCAGCCAAAUUCCAAACUAAGAUUGUGCUAAGAAUAAUUGCGCAAAGCACUGAAGUCCAGUGCAGAUGAAAGGUAAACAAGUGAGUAAAAGAUAGCGAUAUAUCACAGUAUUCAAAUAAAUGUACGCUAAACAUAAAGAUUCAAUAUUAUUGUAUUGGGACCCAGAUAUCAGUAAAAUAUUGUACUACUAGGUCCUUGCUGAUUCAUUUGAAAGUCAUAUAAAAAUGCUGUAUAUGUAAAGCUAGAUGUGAGACCCCCUUCAGUUCAUAUUCAAUCCGUAUUUCACCUUUCCAUGCAUCUGUAAUUCACGUAUUACUUUUCUUUGCACUUGAGACCUUGCUGGUGGAUGCGAUGGCUCGUAUUGCUGUAAAGAUAACUCUAUUUGUCUGAGCUGUAGUUUUAAUUGAAACAGCUCUGUUGUCUUGAUUGACUGUAAUACUGUGUUCUGUUACAAACUGCAGAGCAUGAAAUGGGUGGGCAAAAUUUGAUUGAUGUGAUUAUUAUGAUUGGUAAUACAGAAAGGAAAGUGAUCUAUUGAAUCAGGUAAUAAAGAGUAAAAUCCUUUAUUGUGAGAUCCUGAGGAGUGAUGUUCAUGACAGUGGUCUCCUUGACCCUUGAAAGUUAUUUCCAAAAUCCUUUUAAGAUAGGUCUGCUCAGGGCAGUUCCUUGAUGAAGACAUCCCUGUAGCCACUUUUUAACUGUACAUGAAAACCUCCUUGUCUUUCCAGUCUUACCUCAGUUCGGAUGAUUCUCUUAUUGGAUUUAUCGAACGUGUUAUUGAACCACAAAAUGUUUCAUUAUAGUUACUUAUAUAAGUUUAGUAAUAUUAUACUAUCAUAUCGACAUUUUUGACCCCCUAACCAAACCCUAUUCCUAAUUGUAACCACUUAUCAGCAAAAUAAAACAUGUAACAGGCAGGUAAAUGUAAUAAAAAAUCAUUUUAUUUACAUUGAACUAUAAUAUAGAUAUUUUUGAACAACUUACACGUUUUGGUGGAAAGGCAAAAAGUUGCUAUCAGGACAUAUCGUUAGAGAAUGAUCUCCUCGAGAGUGAGAUCUUGAUUGGGAACUUUGAAGAAUGAUCUUCCUUGGGUUAGAAACCUACAUUUUUUCUGGGACAUAUUGAAGAGCUUGUCAAAUUUCGUGUUGUCAAAAGUACCGGUACUUUGUUACCAAGUCGGUACUAAAAUAAAAAAGAUGUCACGAUACCAAUAUUUAUACAGUACCGGAAGUACAGCGCGCCGACUCAAUCGGUACCUGCACGCUGUCUGACUGACACACAAAUGUUUUAAAAUGCUCACACGUUUAUUUGAGCAUGUGCUGUGUUAUUCCUUUUACACUGAAAUGUAUAAAACAAAAUCGUGAUAUGUCCUAGUGUGAUUAUUGAACCACAAAAGGCUACAAUCUUGGUCUGUAUGAGCUGCAUGCUUUAAAUAAAUGUGUGAAGCAAACCGCUCCAGACAUUGUGAAUCAUUUGCUUUAUAUGAGAUGACAAAACAGAGCAUUAAUCCACUGUGAAGCGUGCAGCACAUGUAGACUAUACAGUAUACUUAAAUACUUAAAUCACAGCAUUCGCAUUUUAAUGAUCAUACUGGGCCAUGUUACAAACUGUUUGUCUGACAGAAGAAGUGAAAUGUCUUUCAAAACACAUAUCAAAAUAAAAGCAUGAUUCAAAUUAAAAGCUAAAUGCUUGGAAUUAAAGAAAUUGCAACAGAAUUAUAUUACAACUGUAUAGUAAAAUAUAAUAUUCACUGAAGUAAUAAUAAUAAGAAUCAAUAAUGGUUAUUAAAUAAUAAUAAUUAAGCAAUGUAUCACAAGCAAUAGUGCUGUUUUACUGAAAGAAGUUGGUUAAAAUGCAAUGGUAUGCUGAAAAGUAAUUAUUCUAUGAUUUACUUGUUAAAAGUUUUUAGAAUUCAUUUGAUUAGGCACCAUUUUGAUUAUUAAAAUCAAUUAAACUUUAAAACAUGGAAUUCUGGAAAAAUAAAGGAAAAAAGGAUUUGGGAAAAAUAAAAAGGGCCCUAAUAAAAAAACCUUAUGCAAUGCAAACCUAAUUUAGAAACACUUGAAGGAAACACAAAUUUUUUUAAUUAUCAUAUAAUACAUUAAAAUGUAACUUAAAAUAGGCUAAAGGAGUGUGUUCAAUUGCACAUUACUAUAUUGGUAUGGAAACAGGUAUCGAGAACUGUGAAAUUUCUUUGGUAUUGGUACCGACUACUGAAAUCUUAGUAUUGUGACAACACUGUAUAUAUACUGUAUAUAAAGCCUGGCCCAGCAGAAAGCAAGAUUUGCUCCCUUUGUACAAUAUUGAUCAAUAUUUUUGUUCCAUUUUCUAUUUUUAAGGCUAAGACUGCAUUUAAAUAUAUAUAUAUAUAUAUAUAUAUAUAUAUAUAUAUAUAUAUAUUUGUCUGCUAAAGGUUUAUCUGGACUAAAAGUCACUGGAGUCUUUAGAGCAAGAUCCAGAUGGGCUGCACCUACUGAAGAAUGAUCUCCUAUAGAGUGAGAUCCUGAUGGGUUAGAUCUACUGGAGAGUGAUUAUUCUAGAGCACUGCAUCCUGCAAAUGAAUGUGUUUAAUCUAAUAAUCUUUCUAGCAGAUGCAGUAGCAGUAACGUGAAAAUUAAAAACAUGGUGCUGCUCAUCCAGCUUGUAAAUGUCCACUGUAGAAAGACAAAACACAGAGUGAAAGCUUUAAUAUAUGUAUGUAUUUACAGUACAUAUCAUAGUACAUAUCACUUUCUAUGAUCUUUCUAUGACAACUGGUGAUUAAUGUGUAAAGAGGUACUUUGGAAGCACCCAUAUGAAGACAGUAAUUUAUAUGAGAAGUGUGUACAAAUCUUAGCUUAAUUGAGAAAAACAGUAAUUCUAACAGUUAGUCAAGAAAAUUAAUGAACGAGAGAAUUCUCAGGUGACCUAUCAGUUAUUAAUGUUAAAAUGAGUAAAUGAGGAAGAGGGUUUGUUUAUUUGUGAACUGAAUAUUGGCAGAUUUUUCCUCAGAACCUUCCAAUAAAAAGCACUAUAAACAACUGAGCCAUUGUCCAUCCACAGAAAAUCUUGGUUUUGUUUAUUGUUUUGGAACACUCCACUAAACUGUGUGUGUAAGACUAUGUAUGCAUGUGUAUAUGUAUGAAGUGUGCGCUCCAGGUUUCUGCAAUGAGUAAGUGAUAUUUUUCUACAGCAAAUUUACUUGAUGUUUGUUGCUAAAUGACCUUAAGGCAAAUGUCUUUUACGAGAAUUCUGUUAACAAUUGAAUUUGCGGCAUAACCACAAACCUGGUCUUGUAUAAAAAUUACAAUACUACGCAGCCAGGAAAAAUGACUCAUUGGAACUGACUGAAUUCUCCAUGUUUCUUUGUCUUAAAGGGCUUUUGGAUACCUCAGAUUUGCAUUGGCUACAAACAAUGAGUAAAU
Molecule: messenger RNA, 6807 nt
Organism: Xyrauchen texanus (razorback sucker)
Lineage: Eukaryota; Metazoa; Chordata; Actinopteri; Cypriniformes; Catostomidae
Product: non-homologous end joining factor IFFO1-like
Exons: 9
Coding region: 352-2295 (647 amino acids)
Source: RefSeq, a predicted model, not a curated record